AUGGGCAGCCAGAGGAGCAGAAGACCCAUGGACAUGAGCAGAAGUUUGAAAAUGCGCAAAGACAAGGCGAGCUCGGAGUUUGAGAUGCACAAACGGAUAUACUGGCAGGCGAGCUACGCCAACUUGAUUGUCGACAAGGAAAGGGGGAAAGAGAAGAAGGUUCCCUUGAAAGUGCUGAACAUGAAGUUCAUGGUGAGGGAGUCCACAAAAGAGAAGUACAGCAUCAUGAAGCUCGCCUUCAUCUACCUCAUAAUCUCGACCUUCUUCCCGGCACUCCAUGUUGUCAUGUUCACAAUUGUCAUGUUGCAGCGAGUGACGUUUUACGCCACUUUGAGUCCAGAAGAGCAGGAACAAGAGCAAGGGUCCAAGUUUGGCUUCCUGCGCUCCUUUGCUGCCCUGGUUGCCACCAUCACCGUCGUCUCAUUUCUUCGUCUCCCCCGAGGACCAUGA
Messenger RNA from Guillardia theta CCMP2712, 450 nucleotides. RefSeq lists its product as hypothetical. The record is from RefSeq and is a predicted model, not a curated record. NCBI's taxonomy places the organism in Eukaryota, Cryptophyceae, Pyrenomonadales, Geminigeraceae. Bases 1 to 450 code for a protein of 149 amino acids. The transcript has 4 exons.